Alligator sinensis (Chinese alligator) is the source of this 2039-nucleotide messenger RNA. Its product is annotated as transcriptional regulator ERG homolog. The record is from RefSeq and is a predicted model, not a curated record. Gene Ontology annotation, molecular function: sequence-specific DNA binding; DNA-binding transcription factor activity, RNA polymerase II-specific. Gene Ontology annotation, biological process: regulation of transcription by RNA polymerase II; cell differentiation. The transcript has a single exon. The annotation marks the transcript as partial. Lineage: Eukaryota; Metazoa; Chordata; Crocodylia; Alligatoridae. Gene Ontology annotation, cellular component: nucleus.
UGGCAGUUCCUGCUGGAGCUGCUGUCAGACAGCGCCAACGUGGGCUGCAUCGCCUGGGAGGGGGCGGACGGCGAGUUCAAGAUGACCGACCCAGACGAGGUGGCACGACGCUGGGGCCGGCGCAAGUCCAAGCCCAACAUGAACUACGACAAGCUGAGCCGGGCGCUGCGCUACUACUAUGACAAGAGCAUCAUGACCAAGGUCCACGGCAAGCGCUACGCCUACAAGUUCGACUUCCGGGGCCUCAGCCAGACCCACCAGGCUGACCCUGGUGCCUACCGAGCCCCCGCUCCAGCCCUGCCCUGCCUGGGGCCCUGCCAUGCGCAGCCCAAGGCAGGCUUUGGCCUAGCGCCUGGCCCUGGGGUAGCCCCCAGCUUCUUCACCAGCCCCUACUGGGGGGGUGGGGGGCUCUACCAGAGCCCCGGGGGCUACCUCAACUCCACCUUUUAGGUUGGCGGGGCCGCCGGGGGCAACUUGAGGCAGGCUUCGGCCUAGCGCCACCUUCUACAAUGACCUGGGACACGGGGUGGCCCCUGGACUCCUCUUUCUAGCCCUGGAACCAAGGGGACCCUACAAAAUGAAGACAGGGUUUGAGGCCUACUGUGGCCAACUCUAGGCAGGCUUUGGCUUAGCACGCACCUUGGGGGCUGCUUCAGCUCCACCCACUAGGCCAGCAGGGCUUGGGGUGCAGGGUGCCAUGGCCUGGGGCUGCUCCCUGGACUCUUCUUUCUAGCCCCAGCACCAAAGGGUCUCUACAAGAUGCAGGCCAAGGGUUUGAGGCCUACCACGGCCAACUCUAGACAGGCUCCAGCCGAGUGGCUGCUUUGGCAACUACUUCACCACCACCUUCUAGGCCAGCAGGGCCUGUGAAUGCUGUCCUGGACUCCUCUGUCUACCUGUAGCACCUAGGGAACUCUACAAGGUGAUGGCUGCAGCCUUGACCUAUUAGGGGGCCUACCACAGCCAACUCUAGGCAGGUUUUGGACUAGCACUCACCUUGGGGGUUGCUGCAGCUCCUCCUCCUAGGCCAGUGGGCGCCCCUGGGAUGCUUCUGGCUCUGACUCCUGGGGGACCGCCUGGUGAAGUCUGAGGUCUUGCCCUAUUCUGAGACCAACCAAGGCAAACUCUAGGCAGACUUCAGCCUGGCACCGGACUCCGCCCAAUAGCCCCCAGCUUCUCCUGACAGGCACCUGGGAUCCUGACCAUGGCAGGGAGAGACAUGAGGCUGCCUGUUGCCAAUGAGCUCAAGCACCUGUUGCCUGGAGACACCUGUAGGCACUUUGCCCAACGGAGACCGCCUGUUGCCCACGGACAUCCAUAGGAACCUGUUGCCAAUGAAAACUGUUGCCCACAGGUACCACCUGUUGCCUAUGGAGACACCUGUAGGCAUGUAUUGUUUAUGGAAGCUGCUUGUUACCCAUAGCUACCAUCAGUUGCCCACAGAGAUGCCCAAGGGCACCUGUUGCCUAUGGAGACUGCCUGUUGCCAAUAUACAGACUUGCCUGCUCACCUGGGACACACUUCUCCCCCAUGAACACUGCCUGUUGCUCCCAGCUACCUGUUGCCCAUCACUCACCAUGGCCAGCGUGCACUGGUUGCUGAGGACAACUGUCUCUCAUGGACACCACCUAUUUCCAUGGCUACUGAGGCGGGAGGCAGGCAGGGAUGGGGUAUUAAGAACCCCCACCUCCAACAGUAGCAACCCCACAUGACAGCAACUGUCUACUCCUUCCCCCCAUGCUUCUAUCCUACCCCCUGGAUUAAAGGUUAAGACCUCACAGCUGAUGGCAUCAACAGGAAGUAAGAUAUGGUGGGGGGCAGGGAUUGCUCUGAGCCUUUCAGCUAUGAUGGAGGACAUGGGAGUGCAGAUGCUUGGGUUUUCUUUUCUCCACCUUGGUUGUGGGGGGAGGAACUGACGCCUGGGUUCUCCAGCCAGGGCCAGCCUCCAUUUAGGGGUCACUGGAAGCUGGGGGGGGUCUGUAAUACACCCCCUAUGAAGCAACUACUUCCCCCACAAACACAACUGCACAGGAGGUGGA